UGAAGGAGUCAGCUCUCUGCCAUUGUUCUUGUUCUGGGAGUCUUGUGAGGACGGACAGGUCGGGUACCGGAGCGGUAUGACGGGCUCCGGUCCGAAGCUCGGGGUGCUGCUGCUGCUGGCCGUCCUGCUGCAGACUGUGGUCGUCACCAUCACCGUGCUGCACUUCACCACAGCUCUCAACUCGAUGAAGGAGACGUUCGCCAGGAGCAGCGUUUCCUGUCUGAUGGGCGGCGACCUUCAGAGCAUCACGGCGGUCCGCGGUGACCCGUGCUGGCAGGUCACCCAGCAGCUCCACCUGCUCAUCGAGAAGUCUCUGUCUCAGCGUUACCAGAAGCAGAUUUCAUCCGUCGUCAGAGAUGAAGUGUCUCGGGUGCUGCCCUCACUCGUGAUGGUCGACAGGUCUUCACCUCGCCCCAAAGUCGCCGCCCACGUCACCGGCAGCUUCGUGCCCAAACUGGAGCAAGAGGGAGGAGCUCCAGUCUCGCGACGGGUUCAGGGCCAGAAGAUCUCCUGGUGGGAGGGGCAGAAGGGUCUGGCCUUCCUGCAGGACGUCCAGCUGGUGGACGGGGAGCUGGUGGUGCCUCAGCCCGGCCUCUACUACGUCUACGCCCAGACGUACUUCAGACACACCCACUCCCUGGAGGAGGAGGAGGAUAGUGAGGAGGACAGUGAGGAGGAGGGGGAGAGAGGGAGGCCUCUGCUGCAGUACGUCUAUAAAAAGGUGAGCUCCUACCCGGUUCCCAUCCUGCUGAUGAAGACGAGCCGGACCUCCUGCUGGUCCCGGGGCUCCCAGUUCUCUCUGCACUCGGCCCACCAGGGCGGUUUGUUCCCGCUCGGCGCCGGCGACCGGCUGUUCGUCACGGUGACCAACGCCUCCGCGGUGGACAUGGACGAGAAGAGCAGCUUCUUUGGGGCUUUUCUCAUCAGCUAGACGAGGAGACGCAGGACUCUGGACCGACCAUCACGUCGUCUGAAAAGCAUCGUUGCAGCCUCUUGACUUCUUGUAAAAAGGAACCAAAAUGAAAAACUUCGAUGGCGAAUCGCGGGGAAGUCCAUCUUUCUUUUUUCUGGAUCACAAACUGUAAGACAUUUGACACUUGGUGAUUGGAGAAGACACCGAUGUGGAUUAAGAGCUAAUCAAUCAACAAAUAUUUGUAUUUGUGUGUUUUAAAGUUGAGCUUGGACUCGAUAGAUUAGAGUUUAGGUUGUACAAACAUUUCUUCGAGGCAGAAGUUUUUAAAGGUAGCAGUUGUUGAUAUUUUCAAUUGGUGUUUGUCCUGUAAUUGGGAUUUCUUUUAAUGCAAAUUGACUCAAGCUGUAGUACCAAUUACAGGCGGCAACCUCCGGUUCUGAAAAGUGAAGCCGAUGCUUCAUGUCUUAAAGUUGCAUUCUCUCUCCUGUCCAGCAGGGGGCGACUCCUCUGGUUGUAUAGAAGUCUAUGAGAAAAUGACUCUACUUCUCUCUUGAUUUAUUCCCUCAGUAAACAUUGUAAACAUGAGUUUAUGGUCUCAAUCUCUAGUUUCAAGUCUUCUUCAAUACAGCAUGAUGUUCAUUUAGUAAAUAGACGAACAAAACCAAGAUAUCCCAAACCAAAAAACCAAGAUGGCGACAGUCGACAACCUGGAUGGGGACAACCUAAAACCAAGAGAGUUAAACCAAGAUGAAAAAAACCAAGAUGUGAAGACCAAAAAACAAGAUGGCGAUGGCCAAAAAACUAAAUUGCGGUGGCUUAAAACAGAUAUGAUGUUGGCUAAAAACCAAGAUGGUGGCGACCUUAAUGCCGAAUUUGAGGCUUCAAACGGCAGUCAACAAACCAAUGGGUGACAUCAAGAUGACUACGUCCACUUCCUAUAUACAGUCUAUGGUGAACUACCGCGCUGUGUUCAAUGCAGUAGCAGUUUAGGCCGUUAAAACUGGUGUCUGCCUCAAAGAAAUGUUUGUAUGAACCUCUUAUCAGCUGAACAUUGGUGAUUAUCUGAGUCCCUGAGUGUGUGUUUGUGUAAAGAUGUAAAUAUUGUGCUAUAUUUUGUUUAUUUUUCUGCACAUUCUGGGUCAGGAGUUCUCAAUGAACUUCUGAGACCAUUCACUGGUCAUGUGCUACUACUAAUAUCUCAGUUAGUUGACAGCCGUGUUGAAAGAUUAAUGGUGUGAAAUCACCACCUCUUACUUCACGAGUUUCACAGAACCACUUAUAAACUACGCUCCCCACAAAUCAGGCUUUGUGUUUUUGUUGGCAGCAGAAGCUCAAGUCUUUCCCUCUGCUGUUGGCUCGUCCGUCUCCACCGUUCUCUAAAUGGUGCAUUUAAAUGCUCCCUGAACGGUUGGUUUUUCUCGGGCAUUUGUGUCAUGUUGGAUUAGCUGCAGAUGUGACCCUGAAAGCAGUCACGCACAUCUGCAUCCAAACAGCAGGAAAAUGUGGGUGUUUUUUUGGGGGGUUUUCUGUAGCGGUUUGUAAUGAACACUGACGCAAAUACACCGACGCUCAAGGACGGUUAAACAAAAGGAUCAGAUAUUUUCGACCGAAUUCAUUCUUGAUUUAAGAAUGAUUCAUUCUUAACUUAAAGGUCUGAAUACUAGAUUUCUCCUGUGACCUUCCUCAGCGGAUGGAGUUAUGAUGUAAGAACUAAAGAAAUGCCUGAUGAAGGCCAUGAAAUGUGGGAAGUCAAACUACUAUUUUCAAGCUCAAGAACGAAACCUCCGUUAAGCUCCUUUAAAUUUGAGAAAAUCAAUAAAUUGAUAAAGAUGUCCACAUUAUUAAGUUUCUACUAAGGUUUAAGUUCUCUAUUUUCCAAUAUGACAUGAAUGCAGCAUUUACUGUAGCACUUAUGUAAAUAUCAAAACACAAGACCUUUUAUAUUUGUUGUUUGAAUGUAUAAACUUUCUUCAAAUGUUUUUUUUCUAUUGUUUGCAUCCAAACAUGAUGUAAAAUCGUUGAUAUUAACAAGGCUAUAAGUCGAUCCAUAGAAAAGUAAUCUUUUACUAUUUUGAUAAUUGAUAUAUCAUGCAAAAAAAUGGUAGAAAAAUCCUGUUUUCAGUCACUGAGAAGAUUUACCACUUUUAUCUGUUUUAUUUCAUAUUAAAGUGAAUAUCUUCCCACAAAACAAGACAUUUAAAGAUGUCAUCUGGACUUUGAAGAACUAAGGAUGGACAUAUGUUCUGACAUUUAUAAAAUAACUGAUAAUGAAAAUAAUCUUGAUGAAUCUUGAUGUGAGUGUACACACUGUGAGGUGGAUGUUUAAAGAAAUAAUCUCAGACUUUCAUUUGCAUAAAUGUCUGUUAAGUCACUUUCUGUCACUGAAGGAGGAAACACAAUGGUGAAUGAGCUGCUGGUCCACUGAUGGAAGUACUGCACUAUUAAUAUAUAUAUUUGCAGUAUUAUGAAGCGGUGAUCUGUGGCGACAUUUCAAUAAAAAAACAAAUCUGUAUUUUAUAAUUAUUCUCCUUUUUAUACCUACAAGAAAAUUUGCUUUUUGUGAAAACUUGAAGCUCAGGUAUCAACAAAAAGAUUAUUGUUUAAACAACCAGGACUGAAAUCUUAAGGAACUUUAACAGAACGUUCUGUUGUAGGUUCAGUCUGUACCUUAAAACAAGUCCGGUCUCCUUUUGGACCAACUGGAAAACAUCCACCUGCAGUCAGUCUUCUCCGUCAGCUCGACCUCCAACACCUAAAAGUCAUAAAAUAAAAUAAAAACACAACUGUACAAUAAUCAGGUUUUAGUCAAUGAAACUAAAUAUCAAUUUUAACCAGGUAAAAUAAAUGUGAAUGUAAAUACACAGCUGGUUUUUUUCUGUAAAUGUGUGAAAUAAAGAAUCUG
This is a messenger RNA of Anoplopoma fimbria (sablefish), 3815 nucleotides long. RefSeq names its product tumor necrosis factor ligand superfamily member 10-like. The record is from RefSeq and is a predicted model, not a curated record. Bases 77 to 931 code for a protein of 284 amino acids. The transcript is spliced from 6 exons. Gene Ontology annotation, molecular function: tumor necrosis factor receptor binding. Gene Ontology annotation, biological process: immune response. Gene Ontology annotation, cellular component: membrane. Lineage: Eukaryota; Metazoa; Chordata; Actinopteri; Perciformes; Anoplopomatidae.